UCCUCCUCUCCUCGCCCAUCUGCCGUUGCCUUUCGCCGCCGUCGCCACCUGUCCUUCAUCCCUUCUCUCCCACGCCCGUCCUUCCCCGUCAUCUCCUCCUCCUUCCUUCUCUGUGCUCCUCCUCCUAGCCUUGCCCCUGCCAUCUCCUCCGUUCUCUCCUACUCCCCUCACGUUCAUCUCCACCAGCGAUAACACCUUCGAUCGGAGCAAGGCACGGAAACGGAUGAGGCGACGAUGACGAAGAAGGGGUAAUUUUGGAUAUGUCGAGUUUAUGGGUAUCGUUUAGGAAAAGAAAAACCAAAAGAGGAUACUGUUUAGAAAAAAAAAUAUAUUUCUCUAGAAAAAUCGUCUAAGAUUUUAUGAAGUAAUGGAUGUGGGAAAGUGAAUGAUCUUCGACGGAAAUUUGGAAGGUCUCCUUUUUAUGAUACGAUCGGAGGACGCGAUUCGGAAACACUCGAAACGGCACGUGAGAAAAUCAUCAAAUAAAUUUCCGUUCGCCAUUCGCAUGUCAAACUCUCCGACCGCCCCUUGUCUCGUCGCUGUCGUCAAGAAAGAACGAUGGCGUCUCCGAUCUCCUCCGCAAUCUUCUUCUUCUUCUUCUCCUCCUUCUCCUUCGCCUUUGCUCUCUCAUGGUCGUCCUCAAUCGAGGUGGACAGCAAGGUUGUCGGAGGGGAGGGGGCAGAACCGGUGGCGAGGGAGUCGUUUCCAAUCGACGGCGACGUCGCCUGGGUCGUCCAAGUUUCCGACCUCCACCUUAGCUCCUACCAUCCCGACCGCGCCGACGACCUCGUUCGCCUCCUCGCCCCAGCUCUUCGCGCCAUCCGGCCCUCGCUCCUCCUCAUCACCGGCGACAUCACUGUAAGACUUUUUCUUCAUUUUCUGCAAUCAGAUGCCAAAAACAAAAGACGAACAAGCACAAGGCAAGAUAUAUCAGAAUGGAUCCAAUACAGUAACAGCAUGGACGCAAUUGUCAAAUAUAGUGGCAUAGACAAGAGAAGAAUAUUUGAUAUAAGAGGCAAUCAUGACAAAUAUGGAGUUCCAUAUGUUGGUCAUGAAUUGGAUUUUUUCUCAACUUACAGUGUUAGUUCGCAGCUAAGAAGGCCGAGUACUGUUCAGAGUAUCUCUCUUGUGGGUGAUGAUAGAAAGUACAUCUUCAUUGGUAUAGAUGACACACUUAGCAUUGGAAUUCGUGGUCCAUCAAAUUUAUUUGGUCAUCCAACUGAGAAGAGAAUGGCUGUUGUGGAGUCUGAACUGCAAUAUUGGGAUGUUUAUCCCAGUGAUUCAGUAACAAAAAUAUUAUUUGGGCACUUUCCAAUGUCUUUUACAGCUUCAUCUGAAAAAGGACAGCGUUAUGAAAGUUUAUUUGCAAGGCAAUCAGUUUCCUCAUACAUUUGUGGCCACCUGCAUGGAAAUUUCAGCAGACAACUUUGGAGACUCCAUCCGUCAAAAUUGUCAUCUGAUGUUUUAGUUCCAAGAAAGGCUAAAGGCUUUUGGGAAUGGGAACUUGGAGAUUGGAAAGAGUCCAGAUUGAUCAGAAUUUUGUCCAUUGAUGGAGGGGUGGUCUCUUUCCAUGAUAUCGAGCUUCUGAGAAAACAUGAUGUCCGGGAUGAAUUCCAAACAACUAUUGUCAUAACAUAUCCUGCUGACUCAAGAAACAUGAACAAUAUGGAGCAAAAUAAUCAGUCUUUUAGGAAUGAUAUCAAUGCUCUUGUCUUUUCUACUCAGCAAAUAAUUAAUGUGACUGCUAAGGUUUUUGACUCAUUCAGGGAGUACAAAAUAAUGGAAGAAGUGCCGCUGCAGCUUAUUAGUGCAGUUGACAAGCCCCUCUUUCAUGGAAAAUGGAACGCUGAAAGUUAUCGGAGCGCAUCAGCAACACGUUACCUUUUGCAGGUGUCUGUGGUGGACUCUCAGGGCAAGGAGACUAAAAGCAGUCUCCGACCAUUUUCUGUCGAAGGUAAACUGGCACAUUAUGCAAGUACUUGGCUGGCUUAUUUAGUUUUCCAAGUUGAGUGGCAGAGUCUAUAUAUGGUUCUUUUGUGGAGCAACUUCUCCUUUCUUGUUGUAUUUUUGUGCCUUCCAAAAGUACUAAAUUAUCUUAUGGAGAGAAAUGCAUCAUAUCAGAAGUGGGCUACGUCUCACGUCAUUUCCUCGCCUAUCAAGCGGAGGAAGAGCCUAUUUGUGUUAUUUUGGUUCUUGAUGGAGGGUUCAAGGAAUAGAAUUUUGUGGUUUUCCAUGGUGAUGUAUCUUCUUUGCCUGCUCAAGUUACCAUGGUUCUGGGGUUAUGCAACAUCCGAGAAUGAGAACAUUUCUGCUAUGUAUUUGUCUGGCUGGAGGGUGCAGUCUCCGGAUAGUCAUGCAAUUUUAGACAAGCUGGGCAGCCCUGAUCUGAUGGUUAUCACAUUGCCUUUCAUGUAUUUGGUGGUCACACCUAUGUUUCUUCUCAUUUAUAGUCUCUUUGCAGAAAGAUCAUCAUUUUAUUUACAGUUCUGUAGGAAACUGAGGCACCAGAAUGGGCCAGUGGCUUCUAAUAUUGAAUUAGAACAGGUGACUCAAUUUGUUCCACCGAAUUUGACGAGGGGCAUAAGUACAUCUUCAACAUGCAAGUUUUGUCAGGGUUGGACCAGAGGGUCUCUUCUGUUGGGGUGUUUAAUCAUUACUCUUGUUCAUUUCAAGAUAUGUUUGGCCCUCAUGCUUGCUUAUGGAGUAGGACCUGUUUCCUUAUCACCUGGCUUGUCAUGGGCACCACCUUUAUUUUUGGUGGCAACCAUAUAUUCUACGAGUGCCAACAUGAAUACCGAACAAAGAUGAGAACCAAGAAGGGAUGAGUCUACAUGUAAAUAAAUUGGAUAGUAAAUCAUUCUAUGAUUUACAUCUCGGCCUUGAAUAGCUUUGGUGAGUGCAUCACAGGACAGCCCGAUUGGUUCCACCUGUGGACAUGAUAUUGUAGAAGACGUUGUCCGUUUGGUACUUGGUGCAAUGCUAAGACUUCGCUUAAGGCUA
Musa acuminata AAA Group (dessert banana) is the source of this 3000-nucleotide messenger RNA. RefSeq names its product putative metallophosphoesterase At3g03305. Gene Ontology annotation, molecular function: hydrolase activity. The transcript is spliced from 4 exons. Bases 559 to 2808 code for a protein of 749 amino acids. NCBI's taxonomy places the organism in Eukaryota, Viridiplantae, Streptophyta, Magnoliopsida, Zingiberales, Musaceae. The record is from RefSeq and is a predicted model, not a curated record.